Molecule: messenger RNA, 1887 nt
Organism: Elephantulus edwardii (Cape elephant shrew)
Lineage: Eukaryota; Metazoa; Chordata; Mammalia; Macroscelidea; Macroscelididae
Gene: MELK
Product: maternal embryonic leucine zipper kinase
Exons: 16
Coding region: 4-1887 (627 amino acids)
Biological process (GO): microtubule cytoskeleton organization; protein phosphorylation; intracellular signal transduction
Cellular component (GO): cytoplasm
Molecular function (GO): ATP binding; protein serine/threonine kinase activity; tau-protein kinase activity
Source: RefSeq, a predicted model, not a curated record
ACUAUGGAGGAUUAUGAUGAACUUCUUAAAUACUAUGAAAUAUAUGAAACUAUUGGGACAGGUGGCUUUGCAAAGGUCAAACUUGCUUGUCAUAUCCUCACUGGAGAAAUGGUAGCCAUAAAAAUUAUGGAUAAAAGUACACUUGGGAGUGAUUUGCCUAGGGUAAAAACGGAGAUUGAGGCCUUGAAGAACCUGAGACACCAGCAUAUAUGUCAACUGUACCAUGUACUAGAGACAGCCAACAAAAUAUUCAUGGUUCUUGAGUACUGCCCUGGAGGAGAGCUGUUUGAUUACAUAAUUUCCCAGGAUCGCUUGUCGGAGGAGGAGACUCGAGUUGUCUUCCGACAGAUCAUAUCUGCUGUAGCUUACGUGCACAGCCAAGGCUACGCUCACAGGGACCUCAAACCAGAGAAUUUGUUGUUUGAUGAAUACCAUAACUUAAAGUUGAUUGACUUUGGUCUGUGUGCAAAACCCAAGGGUAACAAGGAUUACCACCUGCAGACGUGCUGUGGGAGUCUUGCUUAUGCAGCACCUGAAUUAAUACAAGGCAAAUCAUAUCUUGGAUCAGAGGCAGAUGUUUGGAGCAUGGGCAUACUCUUAUAUGUACUUCUGUGUGGAUUUCUACCCUUUGAUGAUGUUAAUGUCAUGGCUUUUUACAAGAAGAUUAUGGUGGACCCAAAGAAACGAAUUUCUGUGGAAAAUCUGUUGAACCAUCCCUGGAUCAUGCAAGAUUACAACUAUCCUGUUGAGUGGCAAAGCAAGAAUCCUUUUAUUCACCUUGAUGAAGAUUGUAUAACAGAACUUUCUGUACAUCACAGAAAGAACAGACAGACAAUGGAGAAUUUAAUUUCACUGUGGAAAUGUGAUCACUUGACGGCUACCUAUCUUCUGCUUCUAGCCAAGAAGGGUCGGGGAAGGCCAGUUCGCUUAAGGCUUCCUUUGUCAUAUGGACAAGCCAGUGCUACUCCAUCCAGAGACUUGGAGUCAAAGAAUCUAAGUCUAGAAGAUGUGACCACAAGUGAUGAAAAUGAUGUGGAUGGAUAUGUAGACUAUGAGUGGUGUGACGCUAAUUCAUCAAGAGGUGUGGCUACUCCGCAAACACCACAGUUUGCCAAGCUUCGGAUAGAACCAAAUGAUCUAGAGUCUAAAUCACGGACUCCAGUGUUGUGCAGAGCAUCUGCAAAUAAAUCAAAGAACAAAGAAAAUGUAUAUACUCCUAAAUCUGCUGUAAAGAAUGAAGAGUGCUUUGUAUUUCCUGAGCCAAAGACUCCAGUUAAUAAGAACCUGCCUAAAAGGGGAAUACUUACUACACCAAACUGUUACACUACACCCUCCAAAGAUAUCAAUCAGAGUCUGAAAGAGACCCCAAUUAAAACACCCGUAAAUUCAGCAGGAACAAACAAGUUAACGACAGGAGUUAUUAGCCCUGAGAGGCGGUGCCGCUCAGUGGAAUUGGAUCUCGAUCAAGUCCAUGUAGAAGAUACUCCAAAAAGAAAAGGAACCAAAGUGUUUGGAAGCCUUGAAAGGGGGUUGGAUAAAGUCAUCACUGUGCUUACUAGGAGCAAGAAGAAGAGCUCUGCCAGGAAUGGACCAAGAAGAUUAAAGCUUCACUAUAAUGUGACUACUACCAGAUUAGUGAAUCCAGAUCAACUCUUGAAUGAAAUAAUGUCUGUUCUUCCAAAGAAGAACGUGGACUUUGUACAGAAAGGAUAUACACUGAAGUGUCAAACACAGUCAGAUUUUGGCAAAGUGACAAUGCAGUUUGAACUAGAAGUGUGCCAACUCCAAAAAUCCGAUGUUGUGGGUAUCAGGAGGCAGCGGCUUAAGGGCGAUGCCUGGGUUUACAAGAGAUUAGUGGAAGACAUCCUAUCUAGCUGCAAGGUGUAA